Panicum virgatum (switchgrass) is the source of this 1455-nucleotide messenger RNA. RefSeq lists its product as uncharacterized. The transcript is spliced from 6 exons. NCBI's taxonomy places the organism in Eukaryota, Viridiplantae, Streptophyta, Magnoliopsida, Poales, Poaceae. The coding region runs from base 179 to 1063 and encodes 294 amino acids. The record is from RefSeq and is a predicted model, not a curated record.
ACCCAUCACCUUCCUUCCAUCCGACUCCACACUCCACUCUCUCCCACCUCACCUCGCCCUUGCCUUUUUAGAGAGAGAAAGCCCCGGCUCCUCCCAGCCGAGCGAGCUAGAGAGAGAAACGCAGCCGUCCCCGGCAGGAGUGUGAAGGAGAGAAGGCUGUGCGAAGGGAGAGGGCGGCAUGGAGAGGCCGGCGCCCGUGAGGAAGUCCCACACGUCGACGGCGGACCUGCUGAUCUGGCCGGAGGGGGCGCCGCAGGAGCCGUUCGCCGGGGCCACGCCGCCGCCCAACCGCCGGCCGCACCAGCCGUCGGAGGCGGUCAGGAAAGUGGUGUUCGGCGGCCAGGUGACCGAGGAGGAGGCCGAGAGCCUCAACAAGAGGAAACCAUGCUCUGCUCCCAAGUGGAAGGAGAUGACAGGAAGUGGCAUAUUUGCAGCUGGAGGCGAGGUUGAAGAAGAUGAAUCCGCCAAUGCCUCUGCAACUCCCAUCCGAACGGCUCCAAAGAACUACCAGCAUGCAUUUUUUGGGGGGGCAAUUAGUACUAUAAGCCACAUCUCAUUUGCUGAGGAAGAAAGCAUUUCUCCAAAGAAGCCGACUUCCAUAGCUGAGGUGGCAAAGCAGCGUGAGCUAAGUGGCACCCUUCUGAGCGAGGAUGACAGCAAGAUGAAGAAGCAGAUAUCUGACUUGAAAUCCAAGGAGCUCAGCGGCCACGACAUCUUUGCUCCUCCAGAAGAUCCGCGGCCACGCAACUCGGAGAACGGCUCAACCUCGCAGACACCGGGCAAAAACGCAUAUGUAAGCAACUUCAAGUUUGGUGAAGCCGACGAAGACAGCGUGGUGAAGACGGCAAAGAAGAUCCCCACGAAGAAGUUCAGCGACCUGACUGGCAAUGGCAUUUUCAAGGGGGACGACGUCCCCGGGACGGCGGAGAAGCACCUGAGCACGGCGAAGCUGAAGGAGAUGACCGGCAGCGACAUCUUCGCGGACGGGAAGGCCCCUUCCCGGGACUACCUGGGCGGGAUCCGCAAGCCGCCCGGCGGCGAGAGCAGCAUCGCGCUGGUCUAACAGCAGCAGCUGCUGCAGAAGCUACAAUAACAACCUGAUGGACAUAGCAGCCCCUACCUCAUUCAUUUCCUCCUCGUCGCCGUCGCCGUUCCUAGGAGUUUCUUCUUUUUUUCUCUCUCUUCCCCCAAGGACUGAUCGAUUGGAACCGCCGGUUUGCUUUCCUGUUUCACGCGACUUCGCGCCAGGGUAUUCUCGUGAUCGUUGUUAAUCCACCUCUGAUGGUGGUGGUGUGUGGGUGCGACAGCAACGAUGGUUGUCUUGUCUCUAAUUUAACAUUGAUGAUUUGGUUUGCGCUUUGUUGGUUGGCUGGUCGGUCGUGCCCAUGGGCCAUGGCGUGGCGUACCUGAUGUAACAACAACCUAGUGUUGCAUUGUCUGAUUCCGUGACUCUCA